UAAGCCCUCGCUUCUGUUUAAUUUCCACCUGUGUACUAUCUGGGCAGAUCAUCGUCAUCAAAAGAUCAGAGUGCUGUGUACAAUAAUGGCGGAGAAUUCCCUCUUCUCUCCUUACAAGAUGGGCAAGUUCAACCUCUCUCACAGGGUUGUGCUUGCGCCCAUGACGAGGUGCAGAGCGUUGAAUGGAGUUCCACGGCCAGCGCUUGCGGAGUACUACGCUCAAAGGUCAACCAACGGCGGGUUUCUCGUAAGCGAGGGCACUUUGGUCUCCAACACAGCCGCCGGGUUUCCGCAUGUUCCUGGGAUAUACAGUGAAGAACAAGUGGAGGCAUGGAAGCAGGUGGUGGAUGCAGUUCACGACAAAGGUGGCAUCAUUUUCUGCCAAUUGUGGCAUGUCGGCCGGGCAUCUCAUCAAGUUUAUCAACCUGGCGGGGCCUCACCAAUUUCAUCAACGAACAAUCCCAUAUCGAAUAGGUGGAGAAUUCUGAAGCCAGAUGGGUCCUAUGGCACAUAUCCGAAGCCAAGAGCCCUGGAAACUUAUGAGAUACUGGAUGUUGUGGAGCAUUAUCGCAAGGCAGCCUUGAAUGCCAUUCGAGCAGGUUUUGACGGAAUUGAGAUUCAUGGGGCGCAUGGCUACCUCAUUGACCAAUUCUUGAAGGAUGGGAUCAAUGACAGAACGGACGAGUAUGGCGGGUCAAUUGCAAAUCGGUGCAGAUUUUUAAUCCAGGUGGUUCAAGCAGUAGUUGCAGCCAUUGGCGCAGAACGAGUUGGUGUCAGAAUUUCACCAGCAAUUGAUCACCUUGAUGCCACAGACUCUGACCCGCUUGGCCUAGGGUUGGCAGUGAUUGAUAGACUCAACAAGCUUCAGCUGGAACUGGGCUCAAAGCUCACUUAUCUCCAUGUGACUCAGCCUCGAUACACCGCUUACGGCCAAGCGGAAUCCGGCAGACCCGGCAGUGAAGAAGAGGAAGCUAAGCUGAUGAGGGCCCUGAGAAAAGCUUAUCAUGGAACAUUUAUCUGCAGUGGUGGCUUCACUCGGGAGCUAGGAUUGGAAGCUGUGGCUGAGGGUGACGCUGAUUUGGUAUCCUAUGGACGCCUUUUUAUCUCAAACCCAGAUUUGGUGUCGAGGUUUAAGAUCAACGCACCCCUAACUAAGUAUAUCAGAAAAACCUUCUAUACCCAGGAUCCUGUUGUUGGAUACACAGACUACCCAUUUCUGGAACCAUUAUCCCGCCUCUGAUGAGCUCCAUGCGUACGGCCUUUGCAUAUCUUGUUUUUGUGCUUCAUGAUCUGGAUUUUCCUUCUUGUUGAGAAAGAAUAGCUAACUUGUUCACAGAAUCAUUAAGUUAUGCAUGUGGGGUACUCUAAUGUAAUAGAAAUGGCAGCAAAGGCCGCAUCACUUUGUAAGAGUUUUUUUUUUAAAAAAAAAAUAUUUUGUAAGCUUAGCAUUUCUCAUAAGAUAAUAAUACAUGAUCUUCAAAUA
Corylus avellana is the source of this 1483-nucleotide messenger RNA. RefSeq names its product oxophytodienoate-reductase 3 (gene OPR3). Gene Ontology annotation, molecular function: FMN binding; 12-oxophytodienoate reductase activity. Gene Ontology annotation, biological process: oxylipin biosynthetic process; jasmonic acid biosynthetic process. The record is from RefSeq and is a predicted model, not a curated record. Lineage: Eukaryota; Viridiplantae; Streptophyta; Magnoliopsida; Fagales; Betulaceae. Gene Ontology annotation, cellular component: peroxisome.